AUGGUGGUGAGGAAGGCCUUCUUUGUCCUCCCUCUUCUUUCUUUUAUGAUCCAAGAAUGUCUGUCGGCGGAUCCGGUCCUGAACAGGGGCAGCUUCCCAAAGGGCUUCGUCUUCGGCACUGCAUCUUCGGCGUACCAGGUGGGUUGCCCUCCCUUCUUCCUCCUCUGGCCCCCCAAAGAAAUCUCUAUGCUUCUCCACCUCUAUCCCUUCUCUCCACCCACCAUGCAUUAGAGCCGUUAAAAAGUCCUCACCGUAUUCGGGGUUCCAGAGGUGAGAGACAAAUCCCACCGGGAACUAGUUGCUUGGUGUUGUCUCCGCCCUCCUGGUCUCCAUGGGAAUCCCCAUAACAGUGUCUUCUAGUGUGUGCGCCUGCUACUGGCUCGAGUUGGCUAUGGCUUCAUGUGUUGUACUCACUCCCUUUCUUUCUCUUACGACAUCUCUGUACAGUACGAAGGCGCGGUGAAGGAAGACGGGCGAGGCCCCUCCAUCUGGGACAAAUACACCUAUACCUUUGGUAACUAAACUUCCCUUUUGACCUUACUGCUGGAAUUAAUCUUAAUGAGGAUAAUUAUAUACGAAUUGUGUAUCUUGGGGCUAUCAUUGAGUUAAUUUAUUUUUAAAGUGGUUCAAUGAUGUUUAAGUAUUUAAGAUUAUGUCAUCUCUUGUAAGUAUGGUUAUAAAUAUAAAAUGUGUAGAGUCUAUUUCAUAUUUUUAUUUUUUAUGCAUUGAAUUAGAAAGAGACACCAAGAGUCAAACCACCUCUUGUCUAUAAAUGGUGGGUCAAGGUCUCUUGGCCACACAUUAAGAAUCCCUUUUAGAGCAUUCUAUUUCUCUUUGAGGAACUCAUUGGAUGACUCAUUUGUGUUGAUCUAAAAGGUCAACCCCAUUCUUGAGCCUUUAAAGAUUUAAGUAUGAUUUAUAAUCCAUUCUUAUUUCAUUUUAUCAUUCUCUAUUAUUUCAACAUUAGAUAGUUCAUUUCCAACGGUUACUCCUUUUUUACAUCUCGUGGAUUGACACCUACUCUCUUCUCUCUAUUCUGUGCUGGUAGGCAAGGUAAUAGACUUUAGCAACGCCGACGUCGUGGUGGACCAGUACCAUCGCUUCGAGGUAAGAGCCCCAACCCUGUCGCAGUGAGACGGGUUGUUUCGGGUUUCACCCCCUUGCCUUCGUCUUGAACUGGAGUUCUUCGACAGGAAGACAUCCAACUCAUGGCGAACAUGGGGAUGGACGCAUACCGGUUCUCCAUCUCGUGGUCUCGUAUCUACCCCAGUAAGCUCACUGGACGGCUCCCGCAUAGUCAAUUCCCAUCCUUUCCUUUUCUUUUCUUUUUUUUUUUUACUAGUAAGCCUGAAAAUCCACUCUUGGGUAGAUGGGUCCGGUGCGGUCAACCAAGCCGGGGUAGACCACUACAACAGGCUCAUCAACGCUCUACUGGCCAAAGGUUAGAACGGUGAAUACUGGUUCACGCCGCCGUCCGGGAGGCUCUGACUCUUCAACGGAUAUCUCAGGAAUACAGCCCUACGUGACCCUCUACCACUGGGACCUUCCACUCGCGUUAGAAGACAAGUACAAAGGCUGGCUCGACCGUCAGAUCAUGUAAAUAUCACUUCACAAAGAUCAUGGAUCGUAGCCUAUAUGAAUUAUCUCACCUUUGUCAUAUAUUUAUUGCAGAAGUGACUUUGCGAAUUACGCGGAGACGUGCUUUAGGGAGUUUGGCGAUAGGGUGAAGCAUUGGAUAACGUUCAACGAACCCCACACCUUCUCGAUACAGGGCUACGACGUCGGCCUCCACGCCCCCGGGCGCUGCUCCAUCCUCUUCCGUCUCUUCUGCAGGGGCGGAAACUCGGCGACCGAGUCCUACAUCGUCGCACACAACGUACUCCUCUCUCAUGCAGCAGUCGCAGACAUCUACAGAACGAAGUACAAGGUGAGGGACAGAGUGAGAGAGAGAGAGAGACUGAGAGAGAGAGAGAGCGAGAGAGAUUGCCAAACAUGGGUUGAUUUUCAACUUUUAAUCCAUUCUUUAUUGUGAUACCUACAUCUAAUAAAUACUUUUGCCGAAUUCUUCUAUGAUGAUGGUGUUCAUGCAUCUAGAUACACGCACACACACUCUGUCUUUAAAUAAUAAUAAUUUACGUUGCGUCACUAUUGUCCAUUGGAGAAACUAUAACAAACGUUUCCUUAUCCAGGCGACACAGAACGGUUCUCUUGGGAUAGCAUUCGAUGUGAUGUGGUACGUGCCUUCGUCAAAUGCUCCGGAGGACAUCGAGGCGACUCAGAGGGCCCAAGAUUUUCAACUCGGAUGGUGAUUCCACUCCACAACUGCAUUAACCUUUUUGGCAAUUUCUCGUUGAUCAUUUCUUCCUCAUUUUGCCCAUCCCUGCCUCUCAAACGCUAGCUGGGGUCUAUCGACGCGCAUAGUAAUUUUUCAGUGUGCAGGUUCAUGGAUCCGCUCUUCUUUGGGGAAUAUCCGAGCUCAAUGAGAACCAGGGUGGGCAACAGGCUUCCCAAGUUUAGUCCCCAAGAAGCUGCCUCCGUGAAGGGUUCUCUGGAUUACGUGGGAAUAAACUACUACACGACAUACUAUGCAAUGAAUGAUAAAAGGAAGAUAGUCAGCGUUCUUCUCAACGAUGCCAUGGCCGAUUCAGGGGCCAUCAAAAUCCGUAUGUUUUACCUGCCUGCUCUCCGACUCCACUUGGAAUCCCCACCCUGAUCCUUAUCCUUUGCGGCAUUGCAGCCUUCAAGAAUGGAAGGCCCAUAGGAGACAAGGUAUCAUCCCCAUUCUAGGCCUUAAAGAUGCAUGUUUUAUGCGAGAAAUGGGCGUAAAUUUAUCGACUGAAUACCUCUCGGAUGUAGGCUUCCUCUAUAUGGUUGUACAUAGUGCCGGAAGGAUUGAGAAGCUUGAUGAACUACGUCAAAAGCAGAUAUGGCAGCCCGCCUAUCUUCAUCACGGAGAAUGGUAGCAGCCUCUCUCUCUCUCUCUCACUCACUCUCUCUCUUUAUCUGUCCAUCUUGUUCUGUCUCACGCUCGAUAUUCACCAGGCAUGGAUGACCCGAAUAACCCUUUCACCUCGCUCAAAGACGCCUUGAAGGACGAGAAGCGGAUCUUCUACCACAGCACCCACCUCUCUAACUUGUCUGCUUCUAUUAGGUAACCAACUUCCCCCACCCAGUGAACAGUAUCAGACUGUUCCAUCGGCUUUCUGACUCCACUGUGUUGACCGGUAAAUAUGUCGCUCAUGUCGUGCGUUGACCGACGUGUAGGGAGGACGGAUGCGACGUGAGAGGAUACUUCGUGUGGUCGCUUCUGGAUAAUUGGGAGUGGGGGGCGGGGUACACGUCCAGGUUCGGCCUGUACUUCGUUGACUAUCGCGAUAAGCUGAAGAGAUAUCCCAAGAACUCCGUCCAGUGGUUCAAGAAAUUCCUAACGCCCACCGCUUUAGAUAACUAA
Molecule: messenger RNA, 3451 nt
Organism: Spirodela intermedia
Lineage: Eukaryota; Viridiplantae; Streptophyta; Magnoliopsida; Alismatales; Araceae
Source: the annotation of a GenBank genome assembly